UUUAACUAACCAAACUUCCACUGCCAAGUCGCCCACUUUUCUUACACCGCACUUUGGUCUCUUUUCCCGAAAUCAUCGUCGCCAGCGGCCAGACCAUGAGGCGUUUGCCAUCGGCGCGAACCACCGGCGGUUUAGGGGUGGCAGCGAUGUCCUACGUGGCGGUGGAUUACCUGCGCCACCUAUCCCCAACUUGGCACGAGCGUCUACAGCCAGUACUUUGGUCUGUACUAGCUCUAAUCGCCAUUUCUCGGGUCCCUGUCUACAGGCACUGGUCCUCCGAGGUUCGAGCUGCCAUCCCAUUUGUUGCUUCCAUGUUCUUUAUGCUCGCCUCUCUUCUCUUCGAGGCCUUAUGUGUGCGCUUCGCCACCGCCGUGCUUGGCCUGGAUUGGCACCGUGAUACAUCUCCUCUUCCUGACACGGGCCAGUGGUUGCUCCUCUCACUGAAUGAGAAACUUCCUGAACCAUUGGUUGGGAUACUGAGGGCUCGUAUUAUUGGACUGCACCAUUUCCUGAUGUUAUUUAUGAUGCUGGCUUUCUCUGUGCUAUUUGACUCUGUAGAAGGCCCUGGUCUUGGACUAGGAGCAAGGUACAUGUUCACCAUGGGAAUUGGCCGUUUACUUCGGGCCAUUACUUUUGUGUCGACUAUCCUUCCAUCGGCCCGGCCUUGGUGUGCUGCAGCUCGGUUUUCAGUUCCAACAUACCCUCAUCAUUGGGCUCAAAAGUAUUAUGUCCCUUAUGCCUCUGAUGCUCAUGCUAUUCGUCAGAUAAUACAAUGGGAUAUAGCUUAUGCUGACACGGGGGAGUACCAGGGUGAUUACCGUCCGGAUUGGGGUUCAAUGAGUUUCCUUAUAGAUUUCUUGCGACCAACUACACAAGGAUCAUGGUACAGUCUUCUGAAGAAAGCUGGAGGUGGCUGCAAUGACCUCAUUUACAGUGGUCACAUGCUUGUUGCCGUACUAACAGCUAUGGCUUGGACGGAAGCUUAUGGAGGUUUUAGCUCAGCUUUCAUAUGGCUGCUUGUAUUACACAGUGCACAAAGAGAAAUACGAGAACGACAUCAUUAUACUGUAGACUGCAUUGUGGCCAUAUAUGUAGGUAUCCUUCUGUGGAAAAUGACUGGCUAUAUCUGGCCAACUAAAGACGUCACGAGAAGUCGAAAACUCUUGAAGCUUGAGAAAAUUCAGAGUAGAUUAAUGCAAGCUGCAAAAGACUCGGACAUGGACGAAGUGAGAGAGCUACUUAAGGAGAUUGAGUUAAGCAGCCAAGAGAGCCAGAACAAAGGCCAAAGCAAGUCUAUGUGGUUGUUUGCUUGUGUGACGAUAUUCUCAGCGCUUACAAUCGUCCUUCUAGCCUUCACUUUGACGAGCGAUGGGUGAUCUUCUAACAAUUCUUCCCACGAGUUUGAACAUUCGAAAUUGUAUGCGCAUGUAAUUUGAACAUUGACAGUAGAAAUUGUCUGAAAUUCAGUUGAGAUAGUUUAGUGGAUGCAGCAUCAUAGUUGAAAUCUCUGUGACCAUGUCUGUGGUGCUUGGAUUUGCAAGUACUCAAAACAUAAUUGAAAGAGUGAAAAUUUUCUGUAAACAAUAUCUGGGAAGAAGUUUUUGGAGGUAAGGAAUGGAUUUUUAAAGUAUUGUUUAUUUGCA
Messenger RNA from Manihot esculenta (cassava), 1643 nucleotides. Its product is annotated as protein PHLOEM UNLOADING MODULATOR. The record is from RefSeq and is a predicted model, not a curated record. Gene Ontology annotation, cellular component: endoplasmic reticulum membrane; Golgi membrane. The transcript has 4 exons. Gene Ontology annotation, biological process: ceramide biosynthetic process. The coding region runs from base 96 to 1376 and encodes 426 amino acids. Lineage: Eukaryota; Viridiplantae; Streptophyta; Magnoliopsida; Malpighiales; Euphorbiaceae. Gene Ontology annotation, molecular function: sphingomyelin synthase activity; ceramide cholinephosphotransferase activity.